AUGGAGCCCAAUCAGACAGACUACAACUUGGUGGAGACGUGCUCCGAUCCCGUAGCCUAUCCCGAGUUCUACCUGCAGCAGCUCAAUGCGUUGACGUCACGUGGGCUCCCAAUCGACAUCCUGGCCUUUCAGGGCCAAUUUUUGGGCGUCGAGCCCCUCCAGCUACGCGCCCGCCUCGACAAGAUCGCGAGCGCCGGCAUUCCCAUUUGGAUGUCCGAAGUGAACGUCAAUAUCCUGGACGUCAACAAGCGCGCCGACUAUCUGGAGUUCAUCUUCCGCGAGUGCCUGGUCAACUUGGAUUUCACGCUGAAUGCUGCCGGGCAGAGAGCUCUGAAGAACGAGUUCACAACGCCGCCUCGAACCGGCACAACCGACAGUAGCGGACGGCUGCCGACGUUCAACGCCUUUUUCGGCAACUUCGAAGCGAAGAUUACCGUCGGCGGCGUCACAACGACAACAAGCUUCACCGUUCCUGAAACCCCGGGAGUAAUGAGAAACGUUGUUCUGAGCCUCAACGGCUCCUCUGCCACGCCCACCCCUACCCCGACUGCCACGUCAGCAGGCCCGACCCCCACCCCGACCGCCACGUCAGCGAGCCCGACUUCCACCCCAACUGCCACGUCAUCACCCACAAACGCGCCUUCCGGCACGCCCGCCCCCUCCCCAGCGGGUGGAACUUGUGUCGGAGUGGCCGGUUUUCCAAAUCAGUGCUACGCCCCAGGCGGUGAUACCUUCGUCUGCUGUGACGGCAGUGGGUGCGGCCCCUUCUCCGGGUCACGAGCCACGUGUGCAAGCAACCGGUACGCCGGUGCCCCGGUCUCAAACCCCACCGCAGCUCCCACUAACCCGAGCCCCACAACCGCUUCUCCGACUGCAAACCCCACCCCUGGACCCGUUAACCCGACCCCGGGACCGGUUAACCCAACCGCAGGACCGGUUAACCCGACCCCAGGACCGGUUAACCCUACCCCGGGACCCGUUAACCCGACUCCGGCACCAGCUAACCCGACUUCGGCUCCGGUCAACCAGACCCCCGCCCCGGUUAACCCGACCUCUGCGCCGGGUGCCGUUCCCAACCCGAGCCCAGCGCGCGGCGGACUCUGCGACUUCCAGGGCCAGUUCCCCAACCAGUGCUACGGCCCAGAUGGAUCCGGCUUCAUUUGCUGCGACAACCGGGGGUGCGGUCCGUUUGCAAACGGACACGCCACCUGCGCCUCCGGGAGUUACCAGGGACUGUGA
Molecule: messenger RNA, 1239 nt
Organism: Klebsormidium nitens
Lineage: Eukaryota; Viridiplantae; Streptophyta; Klebsormidiophyceae; Klebsormidiales; Klebsormidiaceae
Source: the annotation of a GenBank genome assembly